AUGAUGUACUCAGACAACGAAAGGUUUACUGCUGUGACAGACCUUGAGUGUCUCUAUGAAAGACAAGCAAAGACAUUUCUUGAGGAUGCUCACCGCUCUAUUUUUCACAAACUGGACAAACGCAGCCUGAGCUUCUAUAAUGCCUCAUAUUCUCCCUGGUUUCAAUGGUUUUAUCGCAUGGCUAUAUGCAUACUUUUCCUCCUGCCACUUUUUGAGUGGCCGUCAUCCUUAACAUUGAACUCUGAUGUUCGAAAAAAUAUUGUUCGCCCUAGACUACCCUGUGGUGUCACGGAAUUUGUUGAACUGAUGUGUCUUCUCGUGGUCCUUUUGGAAUCCAUAUGUCUGUGCUGUGCAUUUGAAAGAUCAUGGGUGAAGCGAAAUCCCUGGCUUCUUGGUCGUUUUGUCGUCUUCUCAGUCUACCUGACCGAUCUCAGCGUAUCCUUGGCGUUUGGCUGCAAUGAGUUUCAUCGAAUUCGGCGUUUUCUGCGGCCUUAUUUUCUCAUCAUUGAUGAAGAAGCUACUCAAAUGCCUGAGAAGAACGCUUCCCAAACUACUCAGCACCCUGUUCCUUCUCCUUCUCUGGUUGGUAUGUGCUUCGAUGGUAGCGUUAUGUGUUUUUUCUGGGAAACAUCACACCGGCAGUGGUGCCGCGAAUUCGUGCUUGUGGACAUGUACAACGAAAACCGCGCCGCUGCAAUCUUCUCCAUUGUCUUUCUUGGUCUCGGACUCUACGUACUCAUGAACAUUUUGACUGCGAUUAUUUACAGUGAAUUCCGUGGCUACAUGUUGUCCUCAGUUCAGGCUCGCCUGACACGCAGACGUCUGGCGACUCGGGCAGCAUUCGAAGUACUGGCACUUUUGGAUCACGAGGACAGUCGGUCCGACUUGGUUCGGAGUGAUCGCCUAAUCGAUUUGCUAGGCUCUAUCAACAUCAGCUCUUGGAAGAAGGAGGCCUUGCGUGAAGCAUAUGUGUCCAGUUUCGGAGAAAGUGACCUCAAUGUCACUCAGUUUAUGCAGCUUUUCCGAACACUUGAUUUAUCCUCGCCCCGAUUCACGAGGGAUCGUCUUCCUCCGGUCAGUUCUCGUUUUGCGCAGUUUCUUCAGGCAUGGCUUGUCUCCUACUCAUUCUACAAGCUCAGUAUUGCCGUCUCAUUCCUGAAUAUAAUCAACCUCGCGAUCGACAUCUCUAGUCAUCUCAAAUCGCCUGGUGUUAGUGUUCAACUGAGGGUACAUUUCUUAGCGCAGCGUAAAUUGCAUCUUGAUUUUCAGAUAACCAGUUGGUGCUUCGUCGCAUUUUAUCUGCUGGAACAAGUUGGUCUCAUGUGGGCUUGUGGAGUGAAGCUAUUCUUCUCCAAGCUGUCCAAUGUGUUCAAUCUGAUUGUGGUCUUGUUUCUAUUGAUUGCUAAACUUGUCGAACUCGCUUUCCUGAUUUAUGCGAAUGGGGAAUCCCCUACCCACCUGGAGAAUUUUCCCUUAUGGGACAUAGUCAACCUAACCAACAUACUAUUGCUCAUGCGAGCCCUCCGCUUGGUAAACAUGUUUGUAUGGACCAGUUUGGUGACAAGUGUGCUCAAAGAUCUACCGCGUAAUCUGGCACCAGUGUUGGGAAUCCUGCUAUCUGUUUACUACGUUUACGCAUUGCUUGGAAUGAGUCUGUUUCAUGGGGUAAUUGUUUACAAUGCGAAUUCCAGCUCAACAGAGAAUCUCCAAUGUGGAACCUACCAACAGCUGCAGUAUUGGUCCAUCAACUUUGACGACUUUGCUGCUAGCAUCGUACUGCUCUGGGACUUGAUGGUUGUAAACAACUGGCACGUCAUUGUAACCGCAUAUCAACAAACUCUGAACAACUGGGUUCACCUUUAUAUGAUCAGCUGGUGGCUCAUCGCUCCCGUUGGACUCCUAAGUUUGGUUACGGCAUUUGUGAUUGAGAGUUUUUUGCAUCGUCGUGACUUGUAUUUCAAAGCUCUCGCGUUGGCCAGUCGCCCGAAGGAGGUGGUCCAUGUUAGUGGUAAUCAUACACCGGACCUUACAGUCGGUCCUUCUAACGGUCCAUCUGUUAACCACUCAAGAACAGCUCGCUCGUACUCGCACCACACAGAGACGUUUUCGGAGCCCAUCGUUUAUGAUACGACACCAGUCACCGUGUUGCAACCGGAGCGAUAUGAAGAGCAGGUUUCCACAAUCAGCACUUCAUCACUGGACGAUCUCUUUCGCGCCGCCCUUCAGGAGCCGUCUGAGGAGGAACUCUUAUUACAAUUGAACCAGCAUAAACAGCUUCGGCGACAACGUCGUGCAGCUGAAUUCGCCAACACGGUUAACCAAGAGAGCACUAACUGAUCACCUCAGGACACAAUGCAUCUCGCAAUAGCUUGCCACCAUUGUUCAGAAAGAUCCUAUCAAUUGCCUUCAUUUUUUACCACCAUAUCCAAUUAAAUUAUUCUAUUCUCACCUGUUGGUGUACUGUUUUCUAAUUUUGAGCAUUUUCUACACCCACAUGG
This is a messenger RNA of Opisthorchis viverrini, 2498 nucleotides long. RefSeq lists its product as hypothetical. Gene Ontology annotation, biological process: monoatomic ion transport; transmembrane transport. Gene Ontology annotation, molecular function: monoatomic ion channel activity; voltage-gated channel activity. Gene Ontology annotation, cellular component: lysosomal membrane. Lineage: Eukaryota; Metazoa; Platyhelminthes; Trematoda; Opisthorchiida; Opisthorchiidae. The record is from RefSeq and is a predicted model, not a curated record. The transcript has 21 exons. The coding region runs from base 1 to 2337 and encodes 778 amino acids.